Molecule: messenger RNA, 1020 nt
Organism: Arxiozyma heterogenica
Lineage: Eukaryota; Fungi; Ascomycota; Saccharomycetes; Saccharomycetales; Saccharomycetaceae
Gene: DYN3
Product: dynein light intermediate chain
Exons: 1
Coding region: 1-1020 (339 amino acids)
Biological process (GO): microtubule cytoskeleton organization; microtubule-based movement
Cellular component (GO): centrosome; cytoplasmic dynein complex
Molecular function (GO): dynein heavy chain binding
Source: RefSeq, a predicted model, not a curated record
AUGGACGAACUAUUAAGUAAGAUAACAAAUAAAUCAGCAGUUCAAAUAGAAAAAGAAGAAAAGAGGAAGGAAAAAGGGGAAGAAAGAGCAAGUAAUAGUUCAAGGACAUUAAUAAUAAUACAUAGAAAUAAUGAAACAUUAAAAUCAUUUCAAAGACAAUUUUUAUCAUUUAAUUCAUCAAGUAUAGGUGAUAGUACCAGUAAUACCAGUACCAGUACUAGUCUUUUAUCUUUCAGUAAUAUAAAAUUAGACGAUGUAUCGAUAGAUACGUAUUGUUGUCCAUUUGAUGAUGAGGAAGGUAUAAAUCUUAUUAAAAUGGCUAAAAUAUUUUUAAAGUCUGUUAAAGAAGAAAACGUCCAUUGGAUAAUAUUAUUGGAUUGGUCAAUAUAUGAUCAGCAAAGAUGGCUACGUCAUAUUUUAAAAUGUGUUGGGGAGAUAGAUAGCGAGGGUAAAGAAGAUCAAAAACAUGUAGUAAACAAGUCUAUUAUAUGUAUAAAUAGUGAACAUAUAUAUAAGAUACAGAAGAAUCUCCCUUUGUGGUAUUCGCAUCACAUAGAUUAUAUUCAACAGACGUUGAGAUGGUACAGUCUACGAAAGCAUUGCAAUUUGAUGUACAGCGAGGCAGGACAGAAGAAACUUUCAGAUGAGCUGAUCAAGAAAAUAGUUAAUAUUAAUAGCAAUAACAAAUUUGGUAUAGAGGAUGUUGAGAUGGCUAAGACAACAAGGAUUCUUAUACCCUAUGGAUAUGAUAAUAUAAAGUUGAUUAAGACAUUAGACGAAACGUUUGAUGCGGAAGAAUGUACUAUAGAACGAUAUGAGGAGGUUAUACCGACACCUAUUGAUAAAAGUAGACAAACUGGAUCCAUAUUAAUAGAUUCAAUUGAACCAAGCGUUGAGUAUUUUGAUGUGACUGAAAGAUUGGAUAUUAAUGAAAUAACAAGACAUAAACCAGAAUUCAUUGAUGAGCAAAUACAAUAUAGGCGGCUGUUGGAAUAUAGUAAGAAGUUGAACAGAAAAUAA